Molecule: messenger RNA, 3241 nt
Organism: Sphaeramia orbicularis (orbiculate cardinalfish)
Lineage: Eukaryota; Metazoa; Chordata; Actinopteri; Kurtiformes; Apogonidae
Gene: rnf19a
Product: ring finger protein 19A, RBR E3 ubiquitin protein ligase
Exons: 11
Coding region: 389-2947 (852 amino acids)
Biological process (GO): protein ubiquitination
Molecular function (GO): ubiquitin-protein transferase activity; zinc ion binding
Source: RefSeq, a predicted model, not a curated record
GGGAAUGGAAGGAGCAGCAGAAGCAGCCUGGCGAAGUUUGUCCAACACUAUUGGCACUACGGCGCUCAGAUCAAGUGAAGAGAGACAAGAAAUCAGAGGAAGAGAGAUUAGGGGAAUGACAUGCAACAUGUCACAAAUGGCCUCAGUUCACUACUAUGUGGGAUGUGCUCUACCAGGUUGCCCUACAUCUGAACAUCUACACAGCAUUAUUGUGAAUCAAGUGGGAUAGACCAUGUGACCAACUUCAGUUUUCAGCUGCGAUGUCCUAAUUAACAGCAUUCCAACUCCCACCCUUGCUUUUCUUUCCAGUUUUAUCUCCCUUGAGCCUCCUCUCUCUUCCUGAUGUUGUGAUUUCUCGCCAUAGCACUAACGGCGCCCCUCUGGCGUGAUGAGCAGCCUGCGCCAGCAGCAUCAUGUCAGCACAGGCUCAGAGCGAGACCUCCAGUCAGCUGCCUCCUCUGUCAGCCUCCCGUCAGUUAGGAAGACCCCUAAGAAGCGCCGUCUGUCCCUCCACACAUUUUUCAGUCGUAGAUGUCGACCCAGUCGUGACACCAAGUGUAAGUCCAAAACACAGCAGAAUGGGACUGGAGCAGAUGCCACUGUCGGUGCAGAAAAUGUCCAGCCCGAAACUUUCCAUGAUAAAACCUCUGCCCACUCUGCCCUGGGGUUAGCCUCGACCUCCUCCAUGUCUGGUUCCUCUUCGGAGCUGCUGGAGUGCCCACUGUGUCUGCUGCGCCAUGCACGUGAGCGCUUCCCAGACAUCAUGACCUGUCACCACCGCUCAUGUGCAGACUGCCUGCGACAGUAUCUGCGCAUUGAGAUCUCUGAGUCUCGUGUCAACAUUAGCUGCCCCGAGUGCUCAGAACGCUUCAAUCCCCACGACAUCCAGAUGAUCCUGGGAGACCGGGCCCUCAUGGAGAAGUAUGAGGAGUUCAUGCUGAGGAGGUGGCUGGUUGCUGAACCCGACUGCCGCUGGUGUCCUGCGCCAGACUGUGGUUAUGCAGUGAUUGCAUUUGGCUGCGCCAGCUGCCCAAAGAUCACCUGUGGGCGUGAGGGAUGUGGGACAGAGUUCUGCUACCACUGCAAACAGCUGUGGCAUCCCAACCAGACAUGUGACACUGCACGGCAACAAAGGGCCCAGAACCUCCGGCUAAGGAGUUUCAGGUCCUCCUCCCUCAGCUACAGCCAAGAGAGUGGAGCUGCAGGUGAUGAUAUCAAGCCAUGUCCUCGCUGUGCUGCCUACAUCAUCAAGAUGAAUGAUGGCAGCUGUAACCACAUGACCUGUGCUGUUUGCGGCUGUGAGUUCUGCUGGCUCUGCAUGAAGGAAAUCUCUGAUUUGCAUUACCUGAGUCCAUCAGGCUGCACCUUCUGGGGCAAGAAACCCUGGAGCAGGAAGAAGAAGAUCCUGUGGCAGCUGGGUACACUGGUCGGCGCUCCAGUGGGCAUCGCUCUCAUCGCUGGCAUUGCCAUCCCUGCAAUGAUCAUUGGCAUCCCCGUUUAUGUGGGAAGAAAGAUUCACAAUCGUUACGAGGGUAAAGACAUCUCCAAACACAAGAGGAACUUGGUCAUAGCUGGUGGUGUGACACUGUCGGUGAUUGUGUCACCUAUGGUCGCAGCAGUCACUGUUGGAAUCGGUGUUCCCAUCAUGCUGGCUUACGUCUAUGGAGUCGUCCCUAUCUCACUGUGCCGCAGCGGUGGCUGUGGAGUGUCCACUGGCAACGGGAAAGGAGUGCGAAUCGAGUUUGAUGACGAAAAUGACAACAUAGGAAAUGGAGCCACGGCUGCAGAUACGACGUCAGUGGCAGAGACGCGGCUCAACAACCCCAGCCUUGGAGAUGGGGCCAGUGUGGGCGGGCUAACAGGCCUGAGCCUCAGUGUCAGUGGGAGCCACAUGGAGCGCUGUGGAAUGAGCUCCACUCAGAGGGACAACAUGAGCGAUAAUGCCAGCACCACGGCCCUUGCCGGAACCAGUAUCACCAGUAGCCUUUCUGGGAGCUGCUACAACAGGAUGGAGGUGCAGGCUGACAUCCAGAAGGAGCGCUGUAGUCUGAGUGGAGAGUCGGCCACUGUCAGUCUGGGGACAGUCAGUGACAACGCCAGCACUAAAGCCAUGGCAGGAUCCAUCCUCAAUGCCUACAUGUCUCUGGAAAGAGACAACAGUGUGGAAGUACAGGCAGAUGUGGAGUGUAAACAUGAGAAGGUGCGCCAUGGCAGCAGCAGCAGCAGCAGUCUGGAUGAAGCCAGCUGCAGCAGCAGUUGUGCAGUCGUCAAAGGUGCAGCCGGAGGCACGUGCCCAUGUCCUUCCACCUGCUGCAACCCCAACUACUGCCCACUGUCCUGGACAAAGGAUGCCUCCCCUUCAGAGGAGCUGAAGAAAAGCAAAGGAAAAGUGUGGGAAAAAGCCAGCAGCAAAGGAGACGCAAAGACAGAGAUGCAAGGAGAUGUGGACGCUCAGCUCCUGGAGCAGCGCAGCACCAACUCCUCUGAGCUGGACUCGCCGUCGCUGAGCGGCAGCCUGCCCUCGGUGGCCGAGUCUGGCUGUAGCCGCUCCUCAUCAGAGCUCAGCUGCUCUGAGCCUGAAACCUCCAGGUCAGCACAUCCGUUAUCCUCACGCCCCCUAGACUCCACAUUCAGUGAAGUCCCUCCCAUGCCUGAGGUGGAGAACGACCGCCUGGAGCAUCACCCAUGUCACAUGACCCACACAGCCUUCACUCACCGCACGCUGUCUUCACCCCCGCUGGCUUCACCCCCGCUGGCUUCACCAAAAGAAGGAAACAGUGGGUCGUUCCUGUACAUCACAGAGGAGGAUGGAAGCCAUUCGACCAGUAGAGAGCCCCAUGAAGAAGAGGAGGAGGAGGAGGAGGAGGAGAGCACAAAGGAGAGAUCUAACUCCAACAGCACCACUAUGAGCCCAACAAGGAAGCACUGUAUACAAACCCAUAUUUAAAGGAAACCAAGUCCAAGCUGCUGGUCAAGGUUUUAAAGUUAUAAAUUCACAUCUAAUUUUACAAUUAAUGUACAGAGGAGGCAGAAAGAGAACAAUGGGACAGUGAAUGUUUAAGUUGGGGAGAGAAUAAAGUGAAUAAAGUGGAGCAUAGUCAAGUCAAAUCAGAUGGGUUCUGUUGUUUAAAGGUGCAGGAGACUUUCAUCACCAGUUUUUCAUCAGGUCUGUCCAUCCUCAGUCAUAUCCUCAGUAUCAUGAAUCUGUUAGUCUGUCUGUCAUUCCUCAGCUGAAGGUCUC